ACUGUCUCCCAUCCUGGGCACAUUGUUUCCCAGCUCCUGCCACCUGGUUGCAUUGUCCUGCUGUCCUGAGAUGAACAAGUUCCUGCUCAUAUUGCUGCUCCUGGGAUUUUUCUCUCUUGUGAUCUUUCAAGCUCAAGCUGUCGUGUGUAUGGUCUGCAAGAAUUUUAAAAGAGGCAAUUGCUUGAUAGGCAAAGACAACUGCACUGUUGAGUAUGGAUUUGGAUGCAGAACCAGGAAUUUCUUCCUUUUCAACCAGAGAAAUAAAUGGGUACACAAUCACACUGAGUUGGACUGCUACUCCCAUUGUUCAUUUAAUCAUAUGUACCUUGGGCACCUGAAGGUAUCUAGCCAUUGCUGUAAAGAUAAAGAUUUCUGUAACAAAUAUCUAGGAAACUUACCAAAGACAAGACUGAACUAACUGCAAAUUCUUUGGCAGAGACCACUUCAUCUGUUUCUUCUCUUGAAGUCACUGGCCCAUUCCUAACCAUGUGUGCUCCACUGAGUGUGUAGUGCCCUCACAUAAUCUGCAGUAUCAUUCUCUUCUGUCCUGGCCAUUGCUUCCUUCUCUCCACAAUGAGGACUCUCAUUUCCUGUGUGUUUUCUGUCUCUUUCAAGUCCAUCUGGAAUUACCACCAAUCUUCCUUGCUCUGCAUUUCCUCUUGUCUCACAGUCUAUCACUUAUUGCUUUAGUUGCUUUAGUUGGCUAACUUUUUGAUUUCUGGCCCCACUAACUUAGAAAUGACUUUCAGGUUCAUAGAACAGAGAUGGGUUGCAUUUCAUUACAGAUUAGGAAUCUCUGGAAUCAUGGGGAGAUUCUUCUAAGUGGUUAGUAGACAGAGAGAUCUUAGUGCCUAGAAAGAUAUUC
Messenger RNA from Ochotona princeps (American pika), 865 nucleotides. Its product is annotated as protein PIP-1-like. The transcript has 3 exons. The record is from RefSeq and is a predicted model, not a curated record. Bases 71 to 418 code for a protein of 115 amino acids. NCBI's taxonomy places the organism in Eukaryota, Metazoa, Chordata, Mammalia, Lagomorpha, Ochotonidae.